This is a messenger RNA of Falco peregrinus (peregrine falcon), 2429 nucleotides long. It is a transcript of the gene GPR150, whose product is annotated as G protein-coupled receptor 150. The transcript has 3 exons. The record is from RefSeq and is a predicted model, not a curated record. Lineage: Eukaryota; Metazoa; Chordata; Aves; Falconiformes; Falconidae. Gene Ontology annotation, cellular component: membrane. Gene Ontology annotation, biological process: neuropeptide signaling pathway. Bases 941 to 1990 code for a protein of 349 amino acids. Gene Ontology annotation, molecular function: G protein-coupled peptide receptor activity.
CACACUUCAAGAUGAUUUUCAACUAGAUUUUUCCUGACGUUUUCUUAAGAGUUUGGCUGUUUUGAGGAUUUCUGAGUCACCACACACCAUGCUGGACGGAGGCGUCCCUGCAGCCAAGGGCCAUCUGGUGGGAAAGGGAUUUGUGAGCAGCAAAAGGAUUAGUUUUCCGGCUAGAAAUACAGCUGGGAAUAACAGUGAGUCGUAGUUAUUCACUGCCGCACGCUGCUCUAACACUUUUUUCCCUCGUUGGGAGGGGGUGUGUGCCUCACGUGCCCCGGGAACGUGGGUGUCAGUAUGGGCAGCCAUCAGGGGCUGGCCUGGGUCCCAACACCUCCCAUGUGGAGACCACAGCAAACAGAGACACGACCCCCUGCUCCCCCCACGCUCUGCCGCUCACCCCAGCUGUCCUCUGGAGGGGAUGCUCACUGGGGGUGUCAGGGCAGGCAGCGGCGUCAGGCAGGAGGUUACUGAGCUGUGGGGAAGGACCCUGCCAGCCCCAGGCUGUGCCAGGGAUGAGGACACCAGCGGGAUGAUGCCCACCAGUCCCGGCCGGUGCAGGGGAUGAGGACCGCUGGGGGAAGAUACCGGCUGGUCCCGGGUGGCUAAAGGGGAAGAUGCCCGGCGGUCCCGGGCCGCGUCAGGGAUGAGAGCUGUCAGGGUAUGAUGCCUGCCGGUCCCGGGCCGUGUCGGGGAUGAGGACUGCUGGCCCCGGGUGGCGUCAGGGCUGAGGACCGCGGGGGGAAGAUGCCCGCCGGUGCCGGGCAGGGGACGAUGCUCGCCGGCGAAAGAUGCCCGCGGGUGCCGGAGGCGGGGGGCGUGCGAUCCGCCGUGCGCGCAGCCCACCCCCGGUGCCGUAUGACGGCGAGCCCCCUAUAUAUGUCUCCGGGGAGCGGUGCGCUGCCGCCGGGGAAGGUCGGCGGCCCGAGCGGCGGCUGCCCGGAUGGCGGAAGACCCCUUCCCCCACGGCCUGAACCUCUCCGCCCCCGGCGCCCCCCCGCCCCGCCCCGUCCCGCGGGCGGCCUGCGCGGGCGCCGUGCUGCUGCUGGCGCUGGUGGGCAACGGGCUGGUGCUGCGGCGAGUGUGCGGGGGGCCGCGCCGGCGGCGGGACCUGCUGGUGGGGCACCUGGCCCUGGCCGACCUGGCGGGCUGCGGGCUGGCGCUGCUCCCGCCGCUGGCCGCCGACCUCCCCGGCGCCGCCGCGCCCCCGGGCGCCGCCGCCUGCCGCCUGCUGCCGCUGCUGCAGCGCUGCGGGCCGCUGGCCUCGGCCCACGGGCUGGUGCUGCUGGCGCUGGAGCGGCACCGCCCGGCGCUGCCCGCCCGCUGCCUGUGCGCCCUGGGCUGGCUGCUGGCCCCGCUCCUCGCCCUGCCCCAGGCCUUCGCCUUCCGCCCGGCCCCGCGCCCCGGCGGGCCCCGCUGCCGCAGCAUCUUCGAGGAGCUGCCCCGCUGGCACGGCCUGGCCUUCGCCGCCUACGGGGCGGCCACCGGCUUCCUGGCGCCCGCCGGGCUGCUGGGCUGGGCCUGCGCCCGCAGCCUGGACGCCGCCCGACGGCGGCGGGGGCGCGGGGCGGGGGGCGGCGAGGGGCGGCCCCGGAGCCGGGCGCGGGCGCUGCGGCUGCUGCUGCUGCUGGCCGCGCUCUUCGCGCUCUGCCGCCUGCCCCGCUGCGCUGCCGAGCUGGGGCUGGCCUCGGCCGGGCGGCGGGAGGCGCCGCCGGCGCUGGGCAUCGUGGCGGCGGCCAGCAGCGCCCUCAACCCCUACGCCUGCCUGCUCCUCCACGGCCGGCGGCACCGGCCGCGCCGCCUGCGGCGGGGCCCCUGCGGGAGCUGCACGGCGCCCGCCGCCGCCUGCUGCUGCCCCGGCCUCGACGGCCAGGGGCCGCGGGGGGCCACGCUCCGCCGCCCGCUGCGCCGCCGCGCCCCCGGCUCCCCGGGGCCCCGCGGGAGCCCCCGCGCCUCGGCAGCCCCCGUGCCCGAGCCGGCGGUGCGGCGCUAGCGGCGGCGGGGCCUCGCCCCGGGGGAGCCGUGGCCCCGGCGAGGGGACGGGACGGGGCUGCGCGCUGCGGGGCGUGUGGGCAGCCGCGGAGCGCUGCCCCCAGACCUUCACCUCGGCGGUGGCCGAGCCGGGGGUGUCGCGGGCUGGCUAUUACCUGUCUGGCAUGUUUCCGUGUCAGGCCCGGAGAGGGCAGAGCCGGCAGGGAGGCUGAUGCUGUGCGAACUGCCCGAGCGCUGGUCCCAUCCGCAGCCCGACUGACUGGUCCCUACAGAGCCUUACGCGUAUUUCGGUCGUACCGUGUGGAUUUCUUGGUACCUCAUUCGGAAAUAAAAUCGUAAUUGGUGUCUGCUCAUAAUUACUGCUGCUGACAAAGGGUCAUUACAAAGACAGCUCAUCAGAACAGCCCUACCAGAAAAACUUUUUCCGCUCUCAGUGGCAG